CUAUGACUGACGGCUUCGCCUUGGCGAAGUCGCUGACUGUCUAGCUGGGCGGAUUUAGUCGUGAGGCGUACCAGCGAGCACAAAGAAAGCCUCGUGUAGACGUGUGCCCUGUCCUACAGCUUUUGCUUCACGGUGGUACAAAAAGCCAAAAAGGAAAGAAGACCGAUUCACGCCGGUGUGUCUGGAUUUCUCCUUGUAUUGGAGGUGACCGAAAUCUGAUUUAAAAAAAAUUUUUGGAGGGUGUAAGAGGUGGAGCUCAAAGUUGGAAUAGCUGCAGUGUUCUAUAACAACGGGAAGGAAAGGAGAGAAGUCGAGGACUGUGGCAUUCCGGUGGUUGUCAGCCUCCAACUGCUGUCAGGUGUGCAAAAAGACAUCCACAGCAGAAAGUAUUUGAUAGAUGGGCACAAUGAAGAUUCAGGAGAUUGCAGAUCUUCAAAAUCAGUCUGCAUUGUGAUGGUUUAAUGGGAUAUAGAAUUUACUAGUUCAAACCAAAAAGGUGCCCAGCAGCCUUUUCAAAAAGAUCAUUUUGAAUAGUUGACUCUCUUUUUAUUUUUUUUCUGGUUUCAGCAUCCUUUACAAAAACUGCCCUGUUUCACUGAAACACUUGUGUUUAUCUAUGAUGCAAUACUGGAAGGUUUGAAGACGGAGUUAUUCUUUUUUCUAUAUUAAAAUUUUGUUCCAGCUUCUUCGAAAAAGCUUUCAAAAUGAGUGCAGAGGGAUACCAGUACAGAGCGCUCUAUGACUACAAAAAGGAGGCAAAGGAUGAUAUUGAUUUGCAUGUUGGAGACAUUUUACUUGUUAGUAAGGGCACUUUGCUGGCUCUUGGAUAUUGUGAUGGAUUUGAAGAAAGGCCCGAUGAAAUGGGCUGGCUAAGUGGUUUAAACGAAAUGACUCAAGAAAAAGGAGAGUUCCCUGGAACAUACGUUGAAUUCUUGGGUAAGAAGAGGAUAUCUCCUCCAACUCCAAAACCACGACCUCCACGACCCUUGCCUGUUGCACCUGGAGCAGGAAAAGCUGAUUCAGACUCUGAGCAAGCAUCCACUCUUCAGGAUCUCACAGAACAGUUCUCUCCUCCUGACAUAGCCCCACCAGUGCUUGUAAAGUUGAUAGAAGCCAUAGAAAUAAAAGGUUUGGAUAACCAGACACUCUACCGAAACUUUGGGUCACACAUAGGUCCAGAGUUAAGACAGUGUUUAGAAAGUGGUGAUGCUGCUUCAGUUGAUUUUGAUCAGUUAGACCUACAGACUUUGUUGGAAGGUCUAAGAAGGUAUCUGCAGGAUCUGCCAAAUCCUGUCAUUCCAGCCUCUGUUUACAGUGAAAUGGUACAUGUGGCACAAGAGGUACAAAAUGCAGAGGAGUGUGCCCAGCUGCUGAAGAGGAUUGUCCGGUCACCCAAUGUGCCUCAGCAGUAUUGGCUUACGCUUGAUUAUCUAGUUAAGCAUUGUUGUAGAGUGUGCCAGCAUUCAAGCAAAAAUUUGCUAACUGCAAGACUUCUGGCUGAAGUUUUCAGCCCUUUGCUGUUCAGGCACCAGGCAGCAAGCUGUGAUUCAAAUCCUGAGCAUCACAUAAAGAUAAUAGAAGUUUUAAUAACCAGUGAAUGGAAUGAAAGUCAGGUUGCCCCAGCAUUGCCUCCGAAACCUCCUAAGCCUACUGCAGUUGCAAACAACGGUAUGAAUAACAACAUGUCCCUGCAAGAGGCAGAAUGGUACUGGGGUGAUAUAUCCAGGGAAGAAGUCAAUGAAAAGUUGAGGGACACAGCAGAUGGUACUUUCUUAGUUCGUGAUGCCUCAACGAAAAUGCAUGGGGAUUAUACGUUAACAUUAAGGAAAGGAGGAAACAACAAACUUAUUAAGAUAUUUCAUCGAGAUGGAAAAUAUGGUUUUUCAGACCCACUUACUUUUAACUCUGUGGUUGAGCUCAUAAACCAUUAUCGCCAUGAUUCACUUGCUCAGUACAACCCUAAGUUAGAUGUGAAGCUGCUAUACCCUGUGUCCAAGUUCCAGCAGGAUCAGGUUGUAAAAGAAGAUAGCAUAGACGCAGUUGGCAAGAAACUACAUGAAUAUCACCUCCUGUAUCAGGAAAAAAACAAAGAGUAUGAUAGACUAUAUGAAGACUAUACAAGAACAUCACAAGAGAUUCAAAUGAAAAGAACUGCUAUUGAAGCCUUUAAUGAGACCAUCAAAAUUUUUGAAGAGCAAUGCCAAACACAGGAACGAUACAGCAAAGAGUACAUAGAGAAAUUCAGGAGAGAAGGAAAUGAAAAAGAAAUUCAAAGAAUCAUGGUGAAUUAUGAGAAGCUGAAGUCUCGAAUCAGUGAAAUUGUAGAUAGCAAACGGCGUUUGGAAGAGGAUUUAAAGAAACAAGCAUCAGAUUACCGUGAGAUUGACAAACGCAUGAACAGUAUCAAGCCUGACCUUAUUCAGCUCCGAAAAACAAGAGACCAGUACUUAUUGUGGUUAACACAAAAGGGUGUAAGGCAGAAGAAACUCAAUGAAUGGUUGUGCAUGAAGAAUGAUAAUACAGAAGACCAAUACUCUAUGGUGGAAGAUGAGGAAGACUUGCCUCACCACAACGAGCAUUUAUGGAAACUGGGGAACAUCAACAGAACUCAAGCAGAAGCUUUGCUCCGAGGAAAGAGAGAUGGGACAUUCCUUGUCCGGGAGAGCAGCAAACAAGGCUGUUAUGCCUGUAGUGUUGUUGUGGAUAAUGAAGUGAAGCAUUGUGUCAUCAACAAGACUCCUACAGGAUAUGGGUUUGCAGAGCCAUACAACUUGUAUAGUUCCCUUAAAGAACUGGUGCUUCAUUACCAGCACACAUCACUUGUACAGCACAAUGACUCUUUGAAUGUGACUCUAGCAUACCCAGUUUAUGCACAGCAAAGACGAUGAAGGCAACAUGCUUUAUUGGACUGAUGGCCUCUUGAAAGGAAUACAAAGGAUGCCUUUGGAGCUGAGAAUGCCUGUGUAUGUUUUAUCAGGCCUGACAUGAGCCUACUGCACAUUUCAGCUGGAGAAGGAAAGAACGUGACAGUAAAUGGUGUCGAGCUGUGAAUGUACUUUUUUGAUUUUUUAGUGCUUUUAAAAAGAAAAAGAAAUAAACUGUUAAGAAAUAAAAGCACAAAAUGGGACUGCUAUACUAUCUCCUGGUCGGAGGACACAGAGGCCUUUUCUUAAUGGUGCUUGUUUACAUUCUUUUCAAAGCUUUACCAGCUGGAAUGUCAAACGCUGAGACAUGGGGUGCAAGAACUUUUUUUUGUACAGAUGGUUUUUUUUUUUUUUUUUUUUUGUAUUAUUUUUCAAAUUUUGUUGUUUGUUCUUGUGUGUGUGCGCGUGUGUGUGUGUAUAUAUAAAACCAGUUACCCUGUUUGGGAUGGGAAGCACCCAGUUUUCCUCCCCCAUCAGUCCAGCCUUCAUUUUUAGUGCUUGGACCAGGUGAUUUAUGUAGCAAAAUGGCACUUUCAAGUAACUGAAACUUCUCUUGAGAGGACUUGACUACGAAUGUGGUACAGCUUUGUAAAAUCUAACCUCAAGAUACUGAUUUUUUUUUUUUUUUUUCUCCUUUCAAGCACUAGUGGAAACUUGUGAAUGACUGUUUCCCCUGAUCUUUGGACUAAAAGCAGGAAAGACCGACAUGGUAUAUCAUAUUGUACAUAGUAAAGGAAGGACUUGAAGCAAAACUAUGUAAUAGAACCUAAAAUACCAAACAUUUUCUGCUCAUCCUUCAUUUUACGCUAAUUGUGCUAUGCAAAACUUCUGCUUUUUCCAUUCAGUGCUGAAUUUUUAUUUUAAAUUGUACCAUUAAUAUAAGCUUGUUUUUAUUUUCAUUUUUUAUUUGUGUCAUUGUCCCAUUACAUAUUUAACGAGAUCCCUCACUGCAUACCCACAAACAAUUGGCUUUAUUAUUAAUGAUUAAAAUAUACUUUCAUUUUUUGCAAUGACAAAACUUAUUUUUUGGUUUUAUGUAUUACAAAGAAUUUAUAUAAAAUGCUUUGUUGGACAAAGCUCGCUUAAGUUAACAGAACAUUUUUUUUUUUUUUUUUUUUUUUUUUUUUAAAUUUUCACCCCUAUCAUGCAUUAAUGAUUAUUUCUUUCUGAACCUGGAGGAUAUUUUUAUGUAACUGGGGGGUUGGGGGUUGGGAAUCCCAGAGACAGUGGAAUAUUCUAAUUUGAGGUUUUAAUGUAAAAAAAAAAAAGAAAGAAAUUGAAAGAAAACAGCCUAAUACAAUACAUCUGUUAAUCUUGAAAGAUCCCCACAUGCAUUGCCCUGAAAUGAAACAUCUGGGUGGUAUGAACGAUAGUCUAUGUGGGCAAAUUAACUUUAGAAAGGUCGGUGAGGAUGUCUUUUUUUUUAAUAUUGUAGUGUAUUUUCUGUAUCAGAAAACCCCUUUACUGUUUAAAAUUGAUGAAACUGGUAACUUGUGACAUACUUGUUAAAUUAAAUACCAGUACACUUUAAAAAACUGUUACAUGCACUAUAUAAAAUAUAGUAUCUAAAAAGCUAACAAUAAACAAUAAAAACACUUUUAAAGUUGUAUGCAUUUUAGAUCAGAUAGGGUUUAUUCUUUCUUUUUACAUCACUAAGGUUUUGGAGCAUUUUCUGUGCUGAGCACCAUUAAACUCUUUUCUGCCUUUACUAUUUUGCACUGUCAAGUAUGUGUCCUCUCAUACACAGGUAUUCAGAAUUGUUAUUUAUUCUGCCUGUCACUCAUUUCGCAAAGGUGUAUAUUUACACAUUUUAUUUAGUUGCAUAAAUAAAAGAUUAAACUAUUGAAGUGAGUGUAUUAAUACAAUAUUUUGUUGCCUGGUGAUCUGUAACUGUGUAAAAUUGCUUUUGCCCAGUGUUUGCAUGUGUUUCCUCUUUGGUCACUUUUAGUAAGUAUUUUUUUUUUUUAUCAGAUACUAAAUUUACAGGUAAAAUGCACAGAAUAGACUGUACACCUGAAACCCAUAAUGAGUACUUCAUUCUAUAUUUGUCCCACUCUUUAAAUUUAAAGUGGCAGUAUAUUUUAAACUAUUGCCUUAGUUUGUGCCAGUAGCAACAGGCUUGGGACAGCAAUUUACCAUGGAAGGGUUGCCAGGCUGUCAUACACUUAACACAUAUGUACACUUGUUUGGUCAUAUUGGUUCAGUUUAGGGUCCACCCUAAACUGAGUCUAUUAAGUUAACAUGCUUGUCUUUAAGGUAUCAGUGGAAAAUUAAAUAAUGAACCUGGAGUACACCCUCACAGUUUACGAGAAUGGGAAGAGUUGUAGGAAUCUGGUACAAACUACCAAGUCAUGUAGUUGAAUCAGAAAUCUUGACAACCUUUGAGAAGUAUCUGGAUGAGAUUUAGGGUCAGCUUAGCUGUCAGCUAACCAAACGAGCUUUCAUGGCACUGAAUGGUCUCUCUCUCAUUUGUGAAAUUUCUUAUAUGCAGGCCUGGAUCCUAAAAGCAAUGAAGUGCAAGCUUGAACUAUUGCAUUACUAGUCUCACAUCUGGGGACAGCAUGUUAAAAGUUUAUAGCGAAUAGCAGCAAAGCCUGCCACUGCAAAGGCUCCGCCCACUGGGUUUCUUCCUAAAACACCCGCCUGCACUCUUCCAGUUCGUGCCAUGGAUUCAGGGUGAUAGGAAAAGAUACUGAGCUUAAGACUUGAAGCUGCCAGAAAAUAAAACUAAAAUUGUUAUUAUCCGUUCAGGAGCUCAGUAACUAAAGCUUUUAAGGUUAAUUUGUACAUUUUAAUGAGUGUAGCAACAGAAGAGACAGACAGACACGCAUACGUGUAGGACACUGCAGGUUCUUGGUCAAAGUGUUUCUGUCUGCUACAAAUUCUGUCAUUCUGAAUAUUGCAGCAUUUUAUGGUAUGAAAACAGCAAAUACAGUUUAGAAAGCACAGUGCUGUGUAGAUAAUACUACGUGUUAAAAUGCAGCAGCUAUAUUCUGGCAUGGCAUGUUUGCAUUUCCAGUUAGACAGUAAUGUUUACUUCCUUUAGUUUAGAUGUGCAGUUAGAAGGUGGAUAUUGUGCAGCUUUGUCCGUGCUUCUGCUGGUGUCAUUACAAACUUUUACUGAUUUGUGUGUUUAGUACACCAAAAUCUGCAUCUCCCGUGGCACUGAUUUUCUCUUCCUUUUUGGCUAGAUGUGACAUUUAUUUCAAAUGCAUAUCUUGCAAUUCAUAUUUUCAUCUAUAUAGCUGCCAGUUCUUUCAGCCUUCCCUUGAUUUCAUUACUGUUGUAACCGAAAAACAGCGAGCACACACAGCACCUGCGAUAACGUAUUGUUCACUUUUACCAUUGGUCCAUUGAUGUCUUUGAAUGCCAAUGUAUAAUCUGAUGUUAUCCCCUGCAACAGGUUAUGCUUUUUUUAUCACAUGCAACACUCAUUGAUAUGUUUAAAAUUAGUCUUUUUAGAUAGAUAGAUAGAUAGAUACUUUUUUAAUCCCAAUGGGAAAUUCACAAAACACCUUUUUUUAGGAGACUUUUCCACCAUAGACAGUUUAUCGUAAUCAGAAGCUUGCCAUUCUGUCAGGCCAGGUUAACAAGAGCACACCUUUAUUCUUCUUUGCAGCCCCAAAUCCACCUUUCUUCUUUGAGUGUCACCUUCAUGAGGCAUUGAAAUGGUCUAGAAAUGUGACAAGUCGGUGAGCCUUCUAACUGUUCCCAUACAGUUUUAAGCAUCAUUCACUCAUUAUGGUCUCCAGACGUUUAUAAAUAGAAUUCUGAAGGUCUUCCAACUUGCCGGGAGAACUCAUGGGGUGGUGGUAGGAUUGGCACUCCAGCCACUGUAAAAAGCCUCACACCGUUCCAUUCCAUUCGAAGUAGUGUGGUGCUGGGGUGUCGCCCGUUCCACGUGGGUGCGCUCAGGUCCUAAUUUGAGAUCCUGAAGUGGUUCAUCGUGUGGUGGGUGCAGCAACGCGCCGUAACAAUGAAUGUUCCCAACCUUUCUUCUCUCUGGCUCAGCGAGACUACUGCACCAACCUUCCUGGCAACGAGAGAUACUGAUUGGCAAAAUAAGGAGUGGAUUGUGCAUUCUGGUUUUGCCUUUUUCAGUUAACCCAAUGUACUGGAGGGGUUAUUUGUAACACUAUAAUAAUUUCAUUAGUAGGUCAUUAAUAACAUUAUGAGGUUAUACAGAUUAUUAGUUUCUAUACAUUCAAGUGGUUGUUUGUAUACAUCAUUAAAUGAGAGCUCAUUUGUUGAUAACGCUUUAUAAUAACU
Erpetoichthys calabaricus (reedfish) is the source of this 7193-nucleotide messenger RNA. RefSeq names its product phosphoinositide-3-kinase, regulatory subunit 1 (alpha) (gene pik3r1). The record is from RefSeq and is a predicted model, not a curated record. The transcript is spliced from 16 exons. Gene Ontology annotation, biological process: phosphatidylinositol phosphate biosynthetic process; insulin receptor signaling pathway. Gene Ontology annotation, cellular component: phosphatidylinositol 3-kinase complex. Lineage: Eukaryota; Metazoa; Chordata; Cladistia; Polypteriformes; Polypteridae. Gene Ontology annotation, molecular function: protein binding; 1-phosphatidylinositol-3-kinase regulator activity. Bases 705 to 2888 code for a protein of 727 amino acids.